AUUUUGCUUAGGCCUCAGAUGAAUAACAGUACCAUAAAAAUUAUGUUUUAUCAAUUUCUUGUUGAUACAGAUGAGAAGAGGUUGAGGGUUCUGGAGCCACCACGACCGACCACUAAAAUAAUUGAUGGCUCCCAUGAAGGGCUCUCUUGGCCUUAGCUCCGUGGCCUCAAGACGACGCGCUUCGGAAGGUCUAGUUUCUGGGGAAGGCGAGUGUGAGGGCCGUGGUGGGCUGGUGGAUGGUGGGCUGGGUGUGGAGGAGGGGCCGUUCUUGCGCUGGUUGAGGCGGUGGCCGGCAGGGGGCAGGAAGGCUCAUUGCCAGCUCAGACUUCAUACAAGUCGCUCCGGCAAGGAUCUGCCUUCAGUUAUAUUGCGAAUGUGCGCAAAUGGAGUGAAUUACCAUACCGAUUCUUCUUGGAAAGCACGUAAUUUAUUGCUGGUUUGGUCUGGUAGCUGCAAAUAAAAACUAAAUGGAGUGUCAGCAGAGUAAGAUGGAGGAUGCUGGAAGAGGAUGAUGAACCCAAGAGGGCUUCAGGAGAAACAAAACCAGAGUUGAGGGUUGCUGAAAGUCAGACAGACAGUCCUGAAGAAGAAAUAGAGGAAGCCAAAGGAGGAGAGGACAAAGAGAAGCAAGAUCAGGAAGAGUGUGAGGCAGAAACAAGUCAGAUCCAAGAGGAAAAGGAGGAGGAGGAGGAGGAGGAGAAAAAAGAAAAAACAUUAGAGAAGGAGGAACAUGAAGACAAAUCACAGAUAAUAGAGGACAAAACAAACAUUGAUGAGCAGGAGACCAAUGAGGUGAAGAUUAAAACAGAUGAGCAACAGAAGGAUGCAGAAGUUGAAGAAAAAAGAGAACUACCACAGGUAAAAAGUGACAAGGAAGACAAUAGCAAAGAAAAACAGGAGGGAGAUAAAGUUGAAGACAUUAUAAAAGCUAUUUCAGAGCAAUCAACAGAAAGUAGUUUGAACAAGGAAGCAGAAGAGCAGACAGAAGUGUGUAAUAAAAAGGAAGAAAGUCCAGAAGUUACUCAACAGGAAACUUCAGCUUCGCAAGAUAAUUUGGACAAAGAUUUACCUCAGGAGAAUGUUGGUGUGGCUAAACAGGUGGUGGAGGAAGAGGAACAGGAGCUAGUGAGUAAUGCUUCCUCUGACCAACAAACCAAUGCUGCAGGACUUGACCAGACUCCAGAAGCAAGGUCUGAAAAAGUAGAAGAGGAAGACAUGCUUGUGGAGCCUUUGAAGGAAGAGGCUGAGGAAAUGGCAGAGUCUGAGGAGUCUAAUCCAACAUCACAAAAGAUGACGAGCGAUAAAAGUGGAAAAGAAGAAACUGUGCCAGAAAUAAUUAAUAAGAACACCACAGAUGGCAAAGAGAAAAUCAAUACUGAUCAAGAAAUGGAAGAUUCUUCCAUAAAGGAGGGUGAAGCUGCACAGGAGGAUGACAAGGAGGAAGGUGUUGAUGUGGAAAUGAAUGACACUGAGCAAAACAAAAAUGGUAAUCCAACACACACUGAAACAGCAGCUGAAAAAGGUACUCCGCCUCCUUCCGGUAAUGCUGAUUCAGAUGUAGAUGUGGAGGACCUGGGAGAUGCGGGAAAAACUUAUACUCCAGAGAAAGGUGGAGAAGAUCUCAAUGCAGAAGAUCAAGAUGAAAAUUAUGAUGAACUCAAUGACUCUGAUGAUGGCCUAGAACUAAAAAUUUGUAUUGAAGGCAUCACAGAGGUUGGAGAAAAUGCAGAUGAAACCAGUGAGGAGGCUGCAGAAAGUGAAGCGAAAACUGGAGAAGAAGGGGAAGACCAGGAAACAGAAGAAAUGCCACUGUGUGAAGAAGCAAUGGAAGUUGACGAAGCUAUGGAAGAAGGCGGAAAUGAUGAUGAUGUUGAAUGCGAUGAAGUAAAUGGACUUGGUGCCAUAGAAGAUGAUGAGGACCUCAAUGACGAGGAAUUUAUAUCAGAGGACACGACCAACAGCUCCUUCCAAGAUGGCGGCUCCCUCCCACAGUGCCGCUUGAAACGUAACUACACCUGUGUUCACUGCGGCAUAAACACACAGAACCCAAGGGAGUACUUGUACCACCUUCGCGAUGACCAUGGCGAAAAGAUGAAGGUCUUUGAGUGUUCACAUUGCAUUUAUGCAUCCAAGAAUCACCAGAAGCUUAUUCGUCAUGCAAGAAUGGUGCACAAAGUGAAGAUAAAGAAGCAGGAGGCCAGCCCGUGCAAGCCACCAUCCAAGCCAUCAGGGAUUGCUCCUACAACAAACAAGCUAACAAGGGCCAGUGUGUCCCCAGGAAAGUCCUCCAGAAGUAGUCCAGGCAAGUCUCCAAGAAGUAAUGAUUCUGCACAAGAUGAGUGGGAUGUAAUGGAUGAGGAAGAUGACCAAGAAUUUGACCAAGACGGAUCACCCAUCAAGGGUGAUGAAAAGAAACUUUACUUCUGUGAGCAGUGCUCGUAUUCCUGUCGAAGUCGUAAGCUGUUAAAUAGACACGAGACAUCUUAUCACUUGAAGCGCAGGUUUUUCCGCUGCGUCAAGUGUAAUUACGUGACCCACCUGAAGGGGCGCUACACCAAGCACUUGAAGUACCACCAGCUGCCGAUCCUCAAGUGUGACUUCUGUGACUUCAGAACUCCAUACAGAUGGAAUUUGGACCGUCACCUCAAAAAUCACACUGAGGAGUGUGGGGAGUUCAAAUGCCACUUGUGUAAUUUUACUGCACAAAUCAAGCAGAGCCUUACAGUGCACAUAUCAAAUCAUCACCUAACCUCAGAGCAGAUUCGAGAGAGGGAGAGGCGACGAACUAUAGGUAUUAGUGAUCCUGCCGACUGUGCCUUUGAUGACCAAGAGAUGGAAUUGCUGAGACUGGAGAGAGAUGAGCAUCCAGACGCUCUGAUUCCACCUGGUUAUGAUGGUCCAGACUCUCCCACGGCCUCUGAGCCUCCACACGGACAGCACAACGGUAACAACAGCUUCCGAGUGUCCAAUAUUGAUGUUGGUGGCCAGGAUGAUUCUCAGGUCAAUGCAGAUGAUGGCAAAGAUGAAGAUGGAGAACCCAAAAGGAAGAAACCAAAGAUAAAGAUAACUCUAAAAAAAAUGAAGGUCUCCAAACCUAAAGACACAUUCUUUCAAGAACUCAAUGAACGGCACAACUUUGAGGAAGACUUUAUCCACCCAGACGAUGUGGUUCACCGGCAUGGUAAUGUAUAUAUAAAAAAUUUCAAGUGCCGCUUCUGUACCUUCAAGGCAGCCUUCAAAAAUGAGAUUAUGCGCCAUGAGAAGAAGGUUCAUUCCACCCCCGGCCUCAAGGCCAUCGGUCAGGCAAAGAAAGCAAGGAAAACCAUAAAAUCAUCAAAAGUACUGAGAUCCUCUUCUAGUGAUGAUGUGCUCACUCAAAUCCUUCAGUUUCCUCAGAAUGAGAAUAAGAAUGAGUCAGCAGAAAUAAUCCCUGCAGAGUGUCUUCAGAAGUUGAGUGAAACGGAAGACGCCAUGUCUAAUGUCAGAGAUGAUGAAGGUUCCAGCAAAGACAAAGAUGAAGCAGAAUCUGAGAAUCUCAACGAAGAUCAAGAAGACUCAAUGGAAGCUGUGGAUGAACAAUCACCAGAUUCCAAAGAGACAUCUCCUUCUAAGGACUCAGCAAAGAAGAAAAGUUUGUCCUUCUUCGAAAAACUCCAAGAGAAAAUGCCAACAUCAAAUGUUCAAAAUUUGGUUUGUCAGUUUUGUGGCCAUGAAUCAAAGUGCCUCUCUGAGAGUGUGCGCCACCAAAAGCUUCAUCUGAGUGCCAAGAACAUAUAUGCUCCAGCCUCCCUGUCAACAAGAUGCCAGUUCUGCCGACACAGAUGCAAAACUACAGAUGACCUGAUGAGUCACUUGAAACUGUGCCCUGAGGCUCGAAAGAAUCAGAUCACUGACUCAGGAAGACGAGCCAGUGGAAGCCGUCUGGAUGAGAACGAAGACUCUCAGUGUAGCAGUGAAAGGGGAGAAAAUGCAGACUAUGACGAUAAUGAUGAUAAUGAGGAGGACAGCAUGAAUGAAGUGGCUGAUAAAACUCCUGUCUUGGUAGAUGGAACAAUUGUUAAGAGGGAGGACAUGAAGCAUCCCAUGGAGAACAGAGUAUUUGUUUGGAACAACAUUGAUAAGUCGGAUGAUCAAGAAAAAUCAUCGGUUGAGAAACGAGAGAAAGUAGAUAGCGGAAGCAGGAGGAGCUCCACGGAAAGCAAUAAGAGGAAACGCUCAGGCUCCAAGAGUCCCGUGGAUAUGGAAGGUUCUCUUGAUUACUACAUUGAGAGCCCCACACCCAAGGGCCACCACUACUACACCAAGCGGGUCUACAGGUGUCCUCAGUGUAGCUUCUGGGCCACCACAGCAUCAAGGUUCCAUGUGCACAUUGUUGGUCACUUCAACAGAAAGCCCUACAACUGCUCAGAGUGUGGCUACAAAUCCAACUGGAGGUGGGACAUUACCAAGCACAUCAAGCUCAAAACCUCUCGGGACAGCAGCCACCAAAACGCUCGGGUCCUUAUCACUGAUGAAACGGGAGAAAAGAACUAUGAGAAAUAUGACUGUUACCUUGCAAUCAUUCAGCUUGAUGAAACUAAUGCACAUCGCACUGAAGGGGGGAUCCCAACCAGAAAGGGCCGACCCAAACGAACCCCCGAGAAAGACGAAGUUCCUGAACCAGUCACUCCGUCUGCGUCUCCAAUCCGCAAGCCUCCGAUGGUAACCAUACCAGUCAUGCCACGCCUGCAGGCCAUGCCACGCCUCACCAGGGCUCCAGGCCGCUCUACGCCAACCUCUCGCCCUGGACCAAUGCCAUUUGGCCCCAUCUUGCCGGGGGCUCAACUGAUGGUCCAGAUUGCAGGUAGUCGGGCAUCCGGCAGCUCUAGCCCAAGACCACCUCCACCCUUAACCCCAAAAGGGGCCCUGAAGUCUGGUUCCUCCUCGCCCUCCUCCAGCACCACCACCACUGCCACCACCAAGACCACCAGCUCAGGGAACACGGCUGUGACCAACCCGGUGGCUGGAGGGCAGUAUCAAAUCAUUACACCUCAGGGGUCGGUAAAUACUAGCUUGGAGACACUUCAACUCCUGGCAUCUGGCUCCACCAACUUAUCUAAGCUUAAGAAGCAGCAGAAAAGUUCUCUGCUGGACUCAGAAGAGAAAGACAGUAAGGCCACACUAAGCCACCAGAUGAGAUUCCUAGCGUGGCUGAACCUCCUGAUGACAGAUGCAGAGGAGCAGGUGUCGGUGUCAUCAACGGGGGAGGACGGGAAGGAGGUUGCCAAGAUGGUCCUGGAUCACGAGGGCAACCCAGAGUGGAAGUGCAACACCUGUGAUUUCAGGGACAGUGAGCGAGAGACGGUGGUGCAACACGUGCGCCUCGCCCACACGCGCAAUGGCCCCGUGUCCCUCCUACAUGCUGUCCACCGCUGUGAUGUGUGUGGCUACGCUGCCGGAACCAAACGCGCUGUGCAGCUCCACAUUGACAGCAGCCACGGGGGCCAGGGCGGCAUCACCAGCCGCUGCGAAGGGCAAAACCCGGACACCAAAGAAUCUGGGGGUGACGCUGAGAAUGCCGAAUACAGUGAAAACGCCCGAACUUACCACUGCCGGCAGUGUCCCUUCACCUGCAAGAAGCGCAGCGAGAUGAAGCCUCAUUUGACCUACCAUACAGAACGCGCGGACUGCAUCUUCAAGUGCAUGUUUUGUCCCUAUUAUGUUCCUACAAGGAGUGAGUUGUUUGAGCACCUUCGAGUCCAUGGCAUGGAGGUGCCGUCAUCUGUAGUGGACGCCACCAACAAGAACAGCAGCUCACCCAUCUCAAGCCAGGAUGAUAUUGGAGGACCAAGGCAGUUCAUAUGCAGCGCUUGUCCCUUUGAAACAAGAAGUCGAGCCAAACUGAUGCAUCAUAAGCAGUUCCACAAACCCAAAGGUCUGCCAUUCCGUUGCCCGCACUGUACCUAUAAUGUUACCAGACGCCACUUGCUGUCUCAGCACAUCCGUGUUCAUGGGAUAGAGGAUACAUUGGAAGGAAAUGGAAAUGGGGAUAUGAGUCAGAUGGAUGAUCGCUCAAACUCCCCAUCUCCAUCUCUCACCAUCACUCCUGUUACCAAUGCAGCAACUGGAUCCUCAGGAGAGGACUCGGCACUGACUGACUCGUCCAAUCUCCCCAAACUGACGGACGAGUCCACCACUCGCAUGGAGGACAUCCCGCUGGUGUGGGUGUCCAGGGAUCAUCGGUUCUUCAAAAUGUUCAAGUGCCGACACUGCCCGCAUGUCAACCUUCGCAAGACCAACAUUCAGGAACACGAAAAAAUGCACAAGACAGAUAUAAGCAAAGAAGCUGGAGGACUCCAUUGCCCGUACUGUUCCUAUGUGAGUGUGAACGCUGGUGUCAUGUCUGCCCACCUGAAGGUGCAUGGAGGUUCAAUGGGACAGUGCCAUGCUGUUGUUGAUCCAUCCCUGAGUGAUGAAGAUCAGCUGAAGCAACUGACCUCCAGAGGACCUGCUGCUUCCACAGAGACAACUCAGGCAGCAGCAGACAAGUUAUCCAACUGGAAAAAUGACGAGAAGAUCUUGUAUUAUUGUCAGCGCUGUCCAGCAAGGUUCUUCUUGGAGAAAGAAAUCCAGAUUCACUCACGGUUCCACAACACCAGCCUGCCGCACACCUGUGAUCACUGUAACUAUGGCACCCGUCACCCUGCCCACCUCCUGACUCACCUUAAGGUGCACACACCUGAGUACCAGCAGCGCACGCGCUCCAUGAUGGGCCAGCACCGCACUGCCUCAAGCUACCCUCCAGUCCCAGGACUGACCAUUCCUCACGAACUUGCAGACUUAUCCGGAGAAAAGCACUCUGCCAAGGAGGCUGGAGGAUCAGGCUCCCGUCCAUUUUCUUCUUCACCGCCGCCUGCUCCAGGAGUCAUGCCACAGCCUCCACCUACCAGCAAGUACAUGUGUGAUCAGUGUCCAGCAACAUUCAGUAAGCUGGUCACUCUCCAGUACCACCAGUCCUUGCACGGGACCAAGAAUCCGCACCCUUGCCCUAAGUGUACAUAUGCUGGUAAGACUUGGGACUCCCUCCAGCAACAUAUUCUGCUUCAUAACCAAUAUGAUCAGAAUUGUCAAGCAGAAAAAGCUGCAAAUGAAUCUGCAAAGAAAGCAGAAGCUCAAAAAGCUCUUGAGGCAAGCCUGAGUUCAAAAAUCUCACAAAGGACAGAAAAGGAUAACAACACCUCAAGUAUUCCACCACUUAAGCUCAAACUUAUUGGACCACGACCAGGAACAGGAGAAAACAAUCAUGAUGGAAGCCGCCCACAGUUCAAAUAUUACGUUGAAGAGCAAGUUCCCCUUUCGGGUGUUGAUCUGCUGCGCCGCAAGACUCAAAUGGAGAAGGAAGGUGACAGACACUUUAGUGAUGUUGAAUAUAUGAUACGACCCCAUGUGUUCAGCAAGAGCAAAGGAAGGGAAGACAUGGAGGAGGAGGAUCCUAAAAGAAUUGGUGACCCUCAGCUCCAUUAUCCCCUUCACAUCGACAAGGUUACUGGAAAGUCUCGCGAAAAGCGCUACAAAUGCAGUAAAUGCCCCUCAGCAUUUGAGAAGGUGGAGCAGUACACUGUUCACACAAACCUUCAUGGCUCCAGCCACAAAUAUAGAUGUCGUAUCUGUGAUUACUCAGUCAAGUUCUAUGCCAACUUCAUGAUGCAUAUUAAGCGUCACAAGUACCAUGAAAGAAUGGAAGCGCAGACCAGCGGGGAAACUCCACCGCUAGACAAUGACUCAAAGUACGAGCCAAUUGUAUCAAAAGAAAACUCUUCUCAGGGAGAGAAAGUGGUAAGUAGUAAGACCCAGAAUGAAGAACAUUCAAAUAAGGAGAAUUUGGAAGAGGCUGACUUGACAACAAUAGAACGUCAGCAUCUUUUGUUACAAAACAAAAAGGGAGUUGGAGAGGCCCCAAAGAAGGAUGAUGAAAGAGAAAGAAGAGUGUAUUACUGCCAGUAUUGUCCCUAUGCUAACAUAAGGAGAGAUGCAGUAGACAGUCACAGUAUGAGGCAUCGUGCAAAUGGUGGAUUUGGAUCCUAUAAAUGCACCUUCUGCGAUUACACAGCCUCUCAACCCAAUUUCAUUCGUGAGCACACCAAAGUGCACUUCCGUCCUUUCAAGUAUGUUCACCCAGAAGGAUUCAUGCGCCAUGACCGACAGGAAAUAUUCAGCCUACCUGUUGGCUCAGGAACCAAAGCCGGCAAUAAGCAAAAGAGUGAUGGUAGUUCUCAGUCAGCUCCAGAAAAGUAUGUGAUAUAUUCCCACGAGGUGGGAAACGCCAACCCAGCUGAAGAGUCUGAAGGAGAAGAGGAGGAAAAUGUUAAUGCAGAGAUGGUUAAAAGUAUACAAGUGAAUUUCCACUCUGGAGAUAUAGUGGAAGCUCCUUUUGACUAUGUAGUAUCAUUGCGGCCCAAAUUCAAAGCUACUAGCUUCCACCUGGAAGCCAAUGACGUGACCAAUAAUUCCAGCGAAGUUGCCGAGAAGGUAGAGAGGAUGAAUCCUGAGGCUGCUGUGCCAAGUACUAGUGGAGAAAACGGUUCAGUGGGCACAGAGCAGGCUCCCCAGAAAGAUGAGAGCAUGGAAGUGGAUGAAAAUACAACUAGUGGAGAAAAUGAGAAAACUGAGAUGCCAACAGAGCCUUCUGGAGAACCAAAGAGUCUUGUUGAAGAUCACGACAUGGAAACUGAAUCCCCAGAAGACACUGAAAAUUUACAAAACGGGCAUGUAGAGGAAAUACAUGAAGUGACAAAACCUCCCGUAAAAAGCCAGGAAAAUGUAAAAGUGUCAGAGUCAAAGCUUAGUGAAUUGUCACAGCCUUUAGGGAAGAGCAAGGGAAGCACUCCGUCAGAAAGUUAAACAUGAAAUAAGCAACAUACAGUACAUAUAUUUUUGUGUGAAGGCUGUAAGUUCGUGUGUGUGUGUGUUUACUUUCAAAGUGUACAAAAGCACUCCAGACUUUAUUUAUUCAUAUUUUACUAUUGCAUUGGCAUUAUUUAUGACAGGUUUGGGAACUCGUCCUUACCUAAUUCCGGGUUUGUUUUCAGCCAAAGAUAAAAGAAUUAACUGAUAAUUCAGACUAAUUUUGCCUUGAAUUUUUCACAUGCAUCAUAAUUAUGUAUGUUGCAGUAAAGGAAAAUUGUUGCUUAUAAUAGUAUUUUCAGUACUACUACAUUGUGUGUGCAUAUAGGGAUGGUGGCCGCUACCCCCCACCAGUGUGUUACAGGACUUGGUGCUGCUAUGCUGGUGCCAUGUACGUCGUGACUGGAGAAUGUGUGUGUGUGUGUGUGUGUGUGUGUGUGUGUGUGUGUGUGUGUGUGUGUGUGUGUGUGUGUGUAAUGUAAUGUAUUCUUGCAUUUAAGUUACUCAUAGUCAUGGAAGUAUGGAUGGAAGCUUGGAUUUGUUCCCUUCACUACUGUACCUUUUCAAUACAAACUAUAGAUGUAACAAUGUGAUUCUAUAUAAUUUUCUACCACUGAAGUCAUGGUAAUAGUAAGGCAUUGCAGUGUGUUGUUGAUCAUACUUGGACUAUUUAAAACCACAAUUGACUAUUUUGUAAGGUACACCUGUAUAAAGAUUGAAUUUAUCUUUAGUCUGUAGGGUUGUUAUAUAUUUUGUUUUCCUUCUAUAGUUGGGGGAAGGAUUUCAGGAGUGUGGAAAUGUCCCCGCUGUGCGCCGCCUGUUUGCCGCAGCCCCGGGAUGUCUGCCACUUUUGUAAAGGGAAUUUUGUAUAAUCUAUUUUCACAAGAAUUUUUGUGCCGGA
Messenger RNA from Eriocheir sinensis (Chinese mitten crab), 9784 nucleotides. RefSeq lists its product as uncharacterized. Lineage: Eukaryota; Metazoa; Arthropoda; Malacostraca; Decapoda; Varunidae. Gene Ontology annotation, molecular function: DNA-binding transcription factor activity, RNA polymerase II-specific; RNA polymerase II transcription regulatory region sequence-specific DNA binding. The coding region runs from base 496 to 8880 and encodes 2794 amino acids. Gene Ontology annotation, biological process: regulation of transcription by RNA polymerase II. The transcript has 11 exons. The record is from RefSeq and is a predicted model, not a curated record.